Messenger RNA from Acanthopagrus latus (yellowfin seabream), 6806 nucleotides. Its product is annotated as xylosyltransferase 1-like. Gene Ontology annotation, cellular component: membrane. The record is from RefSeq and is a predicted model, not a curated record. The transcript is spliced from 11 exons. Gene Ontology annotation, molecular function: protein xylosyltransferase activity. Gene Ontology annotation, biological process: chondroitin sulfate proteoglycan biosynthetic process; heparan sulfate proteoglycan biosynthetic process. Lineage: Eukaryota; Metazoa; Chordata; Actinopteri; Spariformes; Sparidae. The coding region runs from base 147 to 2948 and encodes 933 amino acids.
CUCCCUCCCUCCUCCUCCUCCUCCUCCUCCUCCUCUCUGCCUGCCAGUAGCCCCUCUCAGGCCGUGUAGGGGAGCAUUCACACCCCGCUGUCGGCGUUUAGCGGAUGGGGCUCUCAGCUUGAGCCGGAGGGAGGAGGAGGAGAACGAUGAACGGUAACCCGUGUGCCCGCAGGCUGGCCCGGCGCUCCAAGUCCGCCCUGCUGAUCGCCGCUCUGGCCGUCCUGCUGGUCCAGACUCUCAUCGUGUGGAACUUCAGCAGCCUGGACUCUGCCGGCGGGGACGGAGGCGCCCGGAGCCGGGAGAAGAGAGAGGACCGAGCCGGGGGGCUCAACAAAGCCGACGGGGAGCACCCGAGGAGGGGGCUGCAGAAGAAGGGCGACCCGCCGCCGCCGCUCGGGAAGGCGGCCGUUCGGCACAAGCUGCAGGCGGACGUGUACCACUCCCACCGGCCUAAAGAGAAACUUCGUCCGGACAGCAACAACAAUGAGAACUCUGUCCCUAAAGACUUUGACACCAUUGACAGCAACAGCAACCUGGGAGCUCGAUCUCAACGCCAGCGACUGCCAGUCGCAAACAGCAAACGCAAGCUGGAUAAGGCCCAAGCACAGAGCAUGCUGGAAAAGUCUGCAAAUGAGGUCCUCAAGUACCCUCCGGUCCAACCCAGACUGAUGGGCCACAACCGCACCCACAUCCGUAAACCUUACCCCCAGGUGCCGACAGUCUCAGCACCGGUCCAGGGGUCCAAUCAGGAUCCACCAUUCUACCAGGACAGGAAUGUGGCCACUCGGCUGCCGCCCGGUUUGGAGCCAAGGAAGGAGCAGCCGCAGUGUGAGAUCAGCGGGAAGGAAGCCAUCUCUGCUCUGUCCAGAGCCAAGAGCCGCGAGUGUCGGCAGCAGAUAGUGGAGGUCUACUGCAAACACAAAGAGAGAGCGCUGAUGCCCGAGAAGGUGCCUCGCUACUGCCCCAUAGAAGGUAAGGCGAAUGUGAACGUACAGUGGGAAGAGGACCCCUCAGAGGCUGCCCAGCUCGUGCCUGUACGGAUCGCCUUCGUCUUGGUCGUCCACGGCCGAGCCUCGCGUCAGUUCCAGCGUCUCUUCAAGGCCAUCUACCACACGUCACACUACUACUACAUCCAUGUAGACCAGAGGUCCAACUACCUCCACAGAGAGGUUCUGUCUCUGGCUGGCCGUUAUCCGAACAUCCGGGUGACUCCCUGGCGGAUGUCCACCAUCUGGGGCGGAGCCAGCCUGCUGACUAUGUACCUGCGCAGCAUGGAGGACCUUCUCAAAAUGGCCGACUGGUCCUGGGACUUCUUCAUCAACCUCAGCGCUGCAGACUACCCCAUCAGGACCAAUGAACAGCUGGUGGCUUUCCUGUCCAAGUAUCGCAACAAUAACUUCAUCAAAUCUCACGGCAGAGACAACGCACGUUUCAUCCGUAAGCAGGGUCUGGAUCGACUCUUCUAUGAAUGUGACACCCACAUGUGGCGGCUCGGGGACCGCAAGAUCCCAGAGGGCAUCGCGGUGGACGGAGGUUCUGAUUGGUUCCUGGUCAACCGGCCCUUUGUUGACUAUGUGGUCAACUCCAAAGACGAGCUGGUCACCAGCAUGAAGCGCUUCUACGCCUACACACUGCUGCCUGCUGAGUCAUUUUUCCACACCGUGCUGGAGAACAGCCCUCACUGUGAGACCAUGGUGGACAACAACCUGAGGCUCACCAACUGGAACCGCAAACUGGGAUGUAAAUGUCAGUACAAACACAUCGUGGACUGGUGCGGCUGCUCACCCAACGACUUCAAGCCGUCUGAUCUGCCACGCUUCCAGCAAGCAUCCAGGCCCACCUUCUUUGCCAGGAAGUUUGAGGCCAGCGUCAGUCAGGAGAUCAUCAACCAGCUGGACUCCUACCUGUAUGGAACCUAUGCCUCAGGCACCCCGGGCCUCCAGGCCUACUGGGAAAACAUUUACGAGCAGGAGACAGACGGCCCUGCCAGCCUAUCAGACUCUGCGCUCACCCACUACCACGCCUUCACUCGUAUGGGACUGUCCCGCGCUGCCAGCUCGCUGCAGGGACACCCCAAUGACAACAGCUGCAGGUACAUGGCAAUGGGCCACCCAGUGUCCGUCCACCUCUACUUCUUGUCAGACCAGUUCCAAGGCUACCUGGUGCGUCAUGCAGCCACGAACCGAGCCUCCACCCAGCUGGAGAGCCUGGAGACGUGGGUGACGCCCAAAGACCACUUCACCCUGGUCAGCCCUCCCCAGCCCACCAACAGGCUGCAGCACAUCCAGGUCGGGACGGACUGGGAUCCGAAGGAGCGUCUCUUCAGGAACUGGGGGGCUCUCGUGGGGCCCGAGGACGAGCCAGUGGCCGUGCAGCGCUGGAGCCGAGGCCAGAGCAACUUGACGGCCACUGUGGUGUGGGUCGACCCCACCAACGUCAUCGCCGCCACUUACGACAUCCUGGUGGACGCUUCCGCUGAGGUCACCCACUACCGCCCGCCACUCACCCCGCCGCUGAGGCCCGGCGUGUGGACGCUGAAGGUGCUGCACCACUGGAACCCGCUGGGUCAGACCAGCUUCAUCGUGGCUCCGCUGGACUUCCACCGACAACAGCCUCUACAGCAAGAGGACGCCCUGCGGCUGCAUGGCGGCCCGCCCAGAAACUCUUACAUGGAGCAGAGUUUCCACGGCCUGAACCCGGUGCUGCGACUUCCGGUGAGCCUGGGCGCGGUGGAGGAGGCGGAGGCCAACGCUGGCCUGACGGGGGCGCCGCUGCGUCGCUGGCUGGACCGGCUGCUGGAGGGCCACUGGUCAGCCGCAGACGUCUGCUCGAUGGGACCCAGCGCCUGUCCCGUCAUGCAGCGCUGCGGUCUCACCGUGUGGAGCUCGGCCAGCCCCGACCCGAAGUCUGAACUCACCCCGCCCAGAGAAGACGGACGGAUCAGGUAGCAGACGGCCGGACGGAGAUAAAGGAGAGGAGUAAAUGAAGGAAGACACGGGGCUGACAUCCCGUUUGUGUCUGGUAUUUAUUUAUUUUAAUUUGUGCAACGUCGGAGUGAAAGGAGACGGAUGGAUCGAACUUUACAGGCAGCGACAGGAAGAUGAGAAACUGGCUUAAACGCUCAGUCCUCAUUCAGUCGGCUGCUCUCAACGUUUGUCGGACUACAGAGGUGUGUGUGUCCGUCCAUGAGUGUGUGUGUGUGUGUGUGAGAGAAGAAAUCUAUACCUCUUGUUGUGAGUGUUUCCCUGAGUUUAAGUGUACAAGUGUUCUUUAACAUUCAGAUGAUGAAAACGGACAUGGUUGCUCAAUUGUAGGAUCAUUAUAGCAAAAAACUCUUAAGAUGAAUUAAAAAUUGUGAUGUUGGUCUAAAAUAAUAUGAUAAAAUAUUAAAGGUCUCCAAUGAUCCAGAAAUCUCUUAAAGCACAUCUGCAUUGACAUUAAAAAUUUACACGGAUUUAAAGUGUCCUGCAAAAUAUUUAGUUACUUGGAAAAGAUUUGUUUUUAAGUCUCGUAUUUAAAAUCAACUCCAAGCUAAAAAUCAGUAAACACAAGUUAAAAUUCAGAUCGAAAUUCACAACAAUAAAUUGAUGUCAAGAGAACAAAACACUUUCAGGGUGUUCACUUUUCUAUUAAGUAUUGUCUUGUUGUUAAUUGAUAGUCAAUCACUAUCAGCACAUUACAGUGUCUGACUUCUUGAGAGUUUACAUGAUUAAAUCUCGGGACAACAGGCUUCAAACUACACAAAAAGCUCUCAUCGUUUUGAGAUAAUGAGCCUCAAAAAACUCAAGAGCAACCAUUGACGUUCUCAGACAGCCAGCUGUGUGUCAAGAGGGAAAUUCUGAUCAAUUUUUACGUAAUAUAUUUAUAUCAUUCUUUCAAUUUACAUCCACAGAUUAAGUUGGUAAAAAUCACGUUCGACUUCGACUGUAACUAGAUCAGAAAAAACACUGAAAUGGUGGAAUACGUACGAAGAUCCUUUACUGAAGUUGUAAAUACAACUAGUGCUGCAAAGAUUAUUGAUCACUCAUGAACUGUUAAAAUAUUCACCUAUUUUCUAACUAUUUUGAUGGUCAGUUUAUUGUUUCAAGUCAUUUUAAGUCUAAAUUCUGUGAUGUCCGCUUGUUAAAUGUGAAUAUUUUCUGUGUUUUUCCUCUGACAAUAAACUGAAUAUCUUUGGGUUGUGGACAAAAAUAGACACUUGAGGACACUAAUCAACAUUUCUCACAAUUUUCUGACCUUGAAAGAUCAAAUAAAAUCAAAGUAACAGUUAGUUGGAGCCAUAAAUGCCACCAGAAGAAAUGCACAAAUGUAAAAGAAGUAUUACAAAGCAAAAGUGCUAAUUUUUUAGGAUGUUUACUUACUGGCAGGUUGUUAUCUUUAAAACUCCAUCUUAUUUUGAAGUGCUACUGUUUUAUGUGAAUUCCAAAUCUACAAACUAACUAAACUAACUUUAGCUGUCAGAAGUAAAAAGCGCAUUAUUAGUCGAACACGUACUUCUUAGAUUUGUACUUUAGUGAAGGUGCUCAGUUUCUUUCAGCCACCAACAUUAGUUUUAUUAUAAAGGACUCACUGAUCUCCCUCCUGACACCGACAGCUCUGUAUUCUGAUUCUUUGUUUUCUUGCCGUGCCAUGUCUGAAUCCUUCAGACCGCCUGAGACUUGAAGUGUGAGACGUCCGCUAUGCUGGAACUCAGAAGAGAUUCACCUCCUGUUUUUAUUUUAUUUUUACUUCACACACAUUUUUUUUUUAUCUGAUGUGACUGUGUCAAAGCGUGCAACUGCGACGUACGCAAGUUAUUUAUUCAGAAGUUUAUAGAAACAUUUUUCUUUUUUUUAGUCAAUGACUACUAUUUGAUAUGCUGAUAUUUGGUGCAGUGGGUGACUUUUUUGUUUUUUGGACAAAAACAUCUGCCUUUGUUUCUAAAAGGCCUUCAAGUGUUUGUCAGGACUGAUGGUAAAUGUUUUGAGGGGAUCUGAGCAGCAUCCUCGCCCAUUUUGAACUAUUUCACAGCUACGAGUUUUAUCUGACCACAGCGCUCAAGUACAGCUGCUUAUUUUAAACUGAUGUUUCAUAUCUCUUCCCUCCACACUGAUGGGUGGUCGUCAAGUGAAGUUUCAUAGUCCACAGAUCAUUUCUGGAGCUUCACAGCAAAACAGUGUUACAACUGAAGUAGCUGGAGACAGAUUGACUCCACUCAUGACUUUAGAGUAGAAGAAUAGGCUGCAGCUCGUUAGCUUAGCAUGGAGACUUGAAAUGGUGGGAAAAGGCUAGCCUGGCUGUCUGAAGGUAAACGACCACAAAUCAACUCAUUAAAGUAUCUUCAAAAAGAAAGAAACUUGGCUGCCUCUUGAAAUUAGAUUUCCAACAGAUCGGGGGCAGCAUGUCCCCGGAGUAACGGCCAACUGCUGCUAACUGUUGCUGCUGUUGCUUGUUAGCUGUGCAGCUAGUGAAAAAGAGGUGGAGGCUAGCUGGUUAGCAUGCUAACUAAACUAAAUAUCUCUGCAGCAUGACUUGAACCCCACAUCAAAACUCUUCUCUUCAUAGUUUGUUGAAAAUUAGUUUUUCAACAUUUUUUUUUCCAAUUUUUUUUUUUUUUUUACCAUGAGGGUGAAACUCAGAAUGAACAGUUGGCACUUAAAGUAAAAACAUGAACUGCACGUCAUAUUUAUUCAAGAAAAGAUUGUAACUAUUAUAUAAUUUAUUGUGUGGGAUGAUGGAGGCAUGGGGCAGAUGUUACCAGAUGUUUGGGUUGUGGAUCAGCACAUGGUCUCAGUGCACAGGACCAAAACAUUCAGAGCAUUAAUAUAACCGCGUUUACAUUAAGGAUGAUUCCUGCGCUGAUCUGUCGCCUUAUGCAACUUCACCUGACUUCCUCCUUUGCUGCUGUAAUAAAGAUUACGGCCACUAGAGCAUUGUGAUGAGAUGCUGUCUUGAAAUUAUGAAUUGAUGUGAUUAAAUGUUGAAAUUAUGGGAUAAAGUCUAAUAUUUUUUUUUACCCCAGAUGCCGGUCAGAAACACUCGUCAUAAAGUUUAAACAUUGAUCGUCACGGCUGCAGUCGCCCAAAGUUGUCGUAAUUUGAUCCAUGAUCAUAGUAAUUGUUUUUGGGUUUUUUUGUUUGUUUGUUUUUGUGUCUGAGGUCUUUUCAGAUUCUUCAAGGAAGUCCUGAACAUUAAAAAACUGUAGGAAAAUAUUUUUUAAAAUGACGAAAAACUCACUUUUUAUUUUUUAUUUUUUUUCUUUGUGCUCAAAGUUGAUUUGAAAAUUACGAGCCAUUUAAUGUCCAAUAAGUAUUUUUCAUAUGACCAUGAGUCGAUGUAAAUCAGUAUUUUGUAAAAUACUCAGAUGAUGUACAGUUUUUAAGUUAAUGACAUAGAAAGGUCCGAUUGUCUGGACGCUGUGAUGUGAUCAUUUUUAAAGGAACUUGAUGGUGUGAAAGUGUUUAGAUGUUGAUGAUAGUCUUCAGAUUCUGGAGGAAAAUCCCACAGGUUUGUUCUUUCCAUACUUUUUUAUUUUUGCCUGCUCUGUUACUUUUAUGUCCAACCUAUUUUUUGUUCGGUUUGUUUUUCCCAGUGCCAUUUCUGUCUUUCUGGCUGUGUGCUUGGUUUUGUCUGUUGUUCUCUCUCUCUCUGGGAGUAGUGCUGUGCCUUAGCUGUACUCCUGUUGUAGGAAAUCCUCUCUGAAAGCAUCAAGAACUGUCUCAAAUGUCCAAAAACCAAAACAAGAGAGAAUUAUUGUGAAUGCCUUAUAAAUGACCUUAGUGGUUUUGAAGUACAACUUUUGAAAAUAAAAACAGAAUUUCCCUUUA